GUAAAUACAAAGCAAAGCAGAAAUAAAUGAAGGGGUAAAAAAUGAAAUAAGGAAAAUUAUAAAUAAGGACAAAUAGAUAAAUAAAUGGAACAGAAAUGAAGUUUUCAAGCCAUUUUUAUGUUUGUGUUUAUAUUUUUCAGUAUGGCAGGUUCAGGCCUCCAUAUGUAUUUGUAUCACACAAACACAAAGAUGUGAAAGAUGAAGCAGAAAUAAAAAAGUGUUUUUGUGAAUGAGCUCAGACGUUUGUUGGAGACUCAUGGACGUGAAGACAUUCCUUUGGUUUAUUUGUCUUUUUUUUUUAUUGGAACUGGAUGAAUUUAUCUGAAGAACAAACUCACACACACGCUGCAUUUAUGGACCUGUUUAUUGACUCUCAGCUUUUACUGGUUGUGUCACAGGUCAUGUGACUCAGACUCCGCUGCUGAUUGGCCGUCGGUGCCGGUGGUGGGCGUGGAGGCGGUGGAGGAGACCGCCUACCCGUAGACCGACUCUUCCUGGGUCUGGGUGGAGCCGCAGACGCUGUGGACCAAUCAGAAGACAUUAGAGCGGACCCGCCCAGCUGCUCUUCAUUCAACCAAUCAGUGAUCAGUGUUCCCAGUGUGGGCGUGGUCACCUGUUUCAGCCCUGAAGCCUUUUGUACUCAGCGACCUCCGACUCCAGAUGGAUGUGGGUGUCCAGAAGCUUCUUGUAUUCAUAGUCCUGAAGAUCCAGGUCCAACCUGAGCUGGACCAGCUGGUCCUCCAGAGUGGAGACCUGGAAGAGAAGAAGAAGAAGAGGAAGGAGAAGGAGAAGAAAAAGAGGAAGGAGAAGAAGAAGAAGAAGGAGGAAGGAGAAGGAGAAGAAGAAGAAGAAGGAGAAGAAGAAGAAGAAGAAGAAGGAGAAGAAGAGGAAGGAGAAGAAGAAGGAGAAGAAGAGGAAGGUUCUAUGUGUUACCCGGUCCCUGCGGGUCUGUGUGUUACCCGGUCCCUGCGGGUCUGUGUUACCCGGUCCCUGCGGGUCUGUGUUACCCGGUCCCUGCGGGUCUGUGUUACCCGGUCCCUGCGGGUCUGUGUUACCUGGCUCAGGUAUCCUGUCAGCGUCCCUCCGUACUGCCUCAGGGUUUCAGCCACACUUUCCUCCAACACUUCCUGCAGAGGAAACACACCACUCAUCAAGCCUCAGUCAUGUGACCUUUCCUGUGGUCAUCGGGUCCACGGAGCGGGUCAGUCCUGCGGACCGGCCCCGGCCUCCGCCCGACAGGAAGUCCACCGUGGAGGUGUGAGGGCCCAUCAUGGCCGCUGCGGCUGAACUCCACCUCCUCGUGGUGUCAGCUCCUCUGGACCUUCAGCCUGUUUCCACUGAACGUGUCCUUUUUUGUCCGACUGUUGGUCCCAGCGUCCUCACUUCUUCUACUGGACCUGGACUCACACCUGCGGACCUGAUUACUGUCAUUUCCUGUGGAUUGUGACGCUCACCGUGUCUGACGCGGACCGCAGUUGGGUCUCAAGAGACUCCAGAGUAGACUGGACCUGGGUGACUUCAAACCACGACGUCUGCAGGGUCUGGAUGUGAACCACCACCUUGUCCUUCAGAACCUGGGUCUGCACAAAACCAACAAACACACGGGUUGAAUCCAUUGGGUCCCGUCGACGUCUAAUGACGUCCACCGCCACAGGAAGUGAGGUCAUGUGGGUACCUUGGCCUGGAAGGCCUCCAGGUCCUUCUGGUUCUUGGAGUAGAUGGUUUGGUCCAGUGGUGUGUUCUGGGCCAUGGUCUUGGUGAGGUCCACCUGUGGAACAGAUGGAACACAAGUCUCACUAUGGAAUGUGAACCCAUGGCUCUGGGACCCAGGGUUUUAGAGCUGGACAGUCUAGGAGACACUAGGACUGGGUCCAGCUGGUCCACGUGGGUGCAGCUCAUCUGUGGCAGUGGUGUCCUUCUGUUGUCAUUGAACCUGCUCUCAGGAUGGUUCCUGGUCUCCCUCUGGUGGCUUGGCUCAGUUUGUCCUGUGGGUCCAGGUUUUGGGGGACGGCGUCCACUCACCUCC
Sphaeramia orbicularis (orbiculate cardinalfish) is the source of this 2026-nucleotide messenger RNA. RefSeq names its product FK506-binding protein 3-like. The transcript is spliced from 2 exons. NCBI's taxonomy places the organism in Eukaryota, Metazoa, Chordata, Actinopteri, Kurtiformes, Apogonidae. The record is from RefSeq and is a predicted model, not a curated record. The coding region runs from base 661 to 1287 and encodes 208 amino acids.